AUGGACGUUAGAAGUCGAGGGCCAAGUCCCAAUGGACACGUACAGGCAGAAUCUUCGAGCGAGGAUAAAAGUCCAGUUCCAGUAGUUAAAAUUCGAGUAGGUAGAGAUUACCAAGCCACAUGUCCAGAAUUACAACCAGAAGCUCAGAGAAAACCGGAAUUAUUAGCCGAUAGAGCUCGCUUAGUUUGGUCACCAACAGAAUCCAUACCCGAUUCAAAAUUGGAAGAUUAUAUUGUGUUGGCCAAAGACAAAUAUGGCUACAAUGGUGAGCAAGCGCUGGGCAUGUUGUUCUGGCACAAACACGAUCUGGACAGGGCCGUUAUGGAUUUGGCCAAUUUUACACCAUUUCCAGAUGAAUGGUCUGUUGAGGACAAGGUGUUGUUUGAACAGGCGUUUCAGUUCCAUGGCCAGAAUUUCCACAGGAUACGUCAAAUGUUGCCAGAUAAAAGUAUUGCUAGUUUGGUGAAGUAUUAUUACAGUUGGAAGAAAACUAGAACUCGGACAAGCCUGAUGGAUAAACAGGCUAGAAAACUGAAUGGACCCAAGGAAGAUGGAACUGAGGAUGGUGAAGCACGUGCUUCCAAUGAUGAAUCCAACCAUGAUGAGAAGUGCUGUAAGAAGAAGUCUGGUGCUGUGGUGUGUGUAAACUGUGGUAGUGUUUUUCACAAAUCAUGUGCUACUCGCGAUUUUGCCGAGAAAGUUCAUUUCAUCGAUGAAACUCGUGUAAUCUGCUGCAAAGCCGAUUUGGAGGUUAACCAUGAAAUAGCCUCGAAAAUCGAAAUUAUCUAUCUAAAGAGACUCUUGGUCGAGCUGGAAAAGCAGAACAGGACCCUGGAAGAAAAUGGCAAUUUAUGGAAAGAAAGGUACGAAACGCUAAGCAAAUCGUUACAUAAUCCAAGCACUUCCUGCAUACCAAUCUUUCCAACGUUCACUUCGCCCCGCCCGCGCCCUCUACCAGUGGUCUCGGGCCCCGGUGCUGCCACGGAUGUUGUUGGUGACCGUGGCGGUGACCCGCUAGUGCAGAAACAGGAAGAAAUACCGUUAGAUGGCGCCACCCGAACUCCAAAAAUUGCGGUUUCAAACGACGAAAUCGUAAAUUCUGAAAACCAACAUAUAGAACAGCUGGUGCUGGCUGACGUCACCAAUGACAUCGACAGCCCGAAACAGCGUGACUCGGCGAUAAAUUUUAGCAACUUGUCAAAUAAAGGACAAUCUACGCGCAGCACCAUCUUGCCAACUGAACCAACUCCAUCAACUUCCUCAAAAGCUACUUAA
Molecule: messenger RNA, 1275 nt
Organism: Ceutorhynchus assimilis (cabbage seed weevil)
Lineage: Eukaryota; Metazoa; Arthropoda; Insecta; Coleoptera; Curculionidae
Source: the annotation of a GenBank genome assembly